GAUCCCCUGUUACCAUGCUAGAGAAGCCACUGAUGCUAUCAAGCCUAUUCUGGGGGAUUACUAUAGGGAGGAUGGUACUCCUAUAGUAAAGGCAUUUUUGAAGGUCCACAGAGAGUGCAAGUUCAUCGGAGGCCUCAACGGCGUCCAGUUUUACCGUCCUGGGCAGCGGCCGCAGCAGCAGCCCUGCGGCAGCAACGCUCGCACUUCUC
Molecule: messenger RNA, 209 nt
Organism: Perkinsus marinus ATCC 50983
Lineage: Eukaryota; Perkinsozoa; Perkinsida; Perkinsidae
Exons: 1
Molecular function (GO): oxidoreductase activity
Source: RefSeq, a predicted model, not a curated record